This is a messenger RNA of Ichthyophthirius multifiliis, 1128 nucleotides long. Its product is annotated as mitochondrial translocase complex component, putative. The record is from RefSeq and is a predicted model, not a curated record. The transcript has 7 exons. Gene Ontology annotation, molecular function: phosphoprotein phosphatase activity. NCBI's taxonomy places the organism in Eukaryota, Ciliophora, Oligohymenophorea, Hymenostomatida.
AUGAUUUUAAGAUUUUUAUUAAACCAUAGAUUUUCAUCUUAAUAAUAAUAAAGUAAAUAACCAAAAGAAGAAGAAAGAACGUUCUAAGAAGAACUUGAAUUAACACAAGAUAGAAAUACUGAACCUGAACCCGAAUAUGAAUAAUCAACUACUGAAAAAAGUCAAUCACUUUUUGGAAAAAUAAUGCGUUAUGGCUUCUAUACAUUUUUAGGAGUUUUUUCUUAUUAAUAUUAUUUAAUUGGAAAAACAUAAAAACCUGAAUAAGAAACAGGAUACAUUAAACCUGUUGCAAUUUUAGCAAAAAAACAUAAGAAAAUAUCCAUGGAUUUUUCGCAUAAACCAUUCUCUAAAAAAUUACUACCUGAUCCUUCUUUUAUUGUAUAUGGACCAAUUUAACCAAAAACAAUAGUAUUAAAUUUAUCUGGAACAGUUAUUCAUACAUCCUUUAUUAUGGGAACAGGACAUAAAGUUUAAAAAAGACCCGGCUUAAAUUAAUUACUUUAACGUUUAUCACGUUUAUGUGAACUUGUUAUAUUAUCUGAUGAUGAUACGUUUUUUGUUAGUUAAGUUAAAUAAAAUAUAGACCCUGAUGGUUAGUUGUUUUUAAGAGAUUUUGGAAGAGAAUCUAUGGUUUAUGAUAAAGGGAGUUAUAAAAAAGAUUUAAGAUAUUUAAAUAGAGAUUUGAGAAAUGUUAUUGUUAUUGAUAAUGACCCAGAAAGACUUCCAGAAUAGUUUAGAGAUAAUGCAAUAUUUUUAUCUACUUUUGAUGGAAGUACAGACGAUAAUGAAUUAGUUUAAACUCUCCCUUUAUUAGAAAGUAAAUAUAUAUAUAUAAAAAUUAGUUAUUUUGUUUAUAAUAGAAUUGGUAUAACCUAAUGUUAAAGAUAUAAGAGAAGAGUUAAAAAGAUAUGGAAACAAAAAUCCUGGUAAAAAAUACUUUGAAGAAUUAGAAAAGAAAAAAACUGAAUUUUAAAAUAUGUAAAAAAAAGCUUUUGGAGGAUUUUUAAGAGGGUCUUAAACUACUAAUCCUAGUUUUAAAUAAUAACAUUGAAAGAAGGGAUAAAUAAAUGAUUUUUUUUUUAUUUUGAGAAAAUAAAUAAAAAGUAUAAUUAUAAAAUAUAAAAUUUA